AUUUAUUUUGUCGGAAACCUCGCGCUUCCGCCGGUACAGUAUUUGUUGCCAGAGUGAGAAGUCGAAGCAGCAGUAACCGAUAAACUCUUCUCUUUCAACGGGGAAGACGUGGGUUCUAUCCACGGCACGCCUAAACAGGGUGUUUUUUUUUUUUUUUUUUUUUUUCCGCUCCAACCCCCUACUGCCUUUUCUGUUUUUGGAGUUGUAUAUAUUAUAUAUAUAUUUUUUACAUCACCAUCCAAGAGCCUUUACCUGGUGGUUUACAUGGUCUACGUUCAGACUGCGCCCGUUGACGGACUUUGGCCUCGGACGUCCACGACACCACACGAGGAAACAUGAGCUCGGCCAAGGCCAGCGGUAUCAAAGUGCCCAGUAAGGUAGCUCGGGUACCAGGUACCGGCGCACCAAAGACCAACCCGGCCUCAGGAAGUAAAACCGCCGUGGUCGAAAAAUCUGCCUCCGGCGUGGACGACAACAACGAUGACGGCGAUAGCUUCCAGAUAGGCGAGCGCGUCUGGGUGAAUGGGACCAAACCGGGCUACGUGCAGUUUUUGGGAGAGACCCAGUUCGCCCCGGGACAAUGGGCGGGCAUCGUGCUGGACGAGCCAAUCGGAAAGAAUGACGGCUCGGUGGCGGGCGUGCGCUACUUCCAGUGCGAGGCCCUGCGAGGGAUCUUCACAAGACCGUCCAAGCUGUCGCGCACCGAGGGAGAGGGCGACGGCACCCAGACGGCACCACCCUCCCGCGCCGCCUCGCCCGCCCGGUCCGUAGCCAGCGUGGCCUCCCACGCGCCCGCUGUCAAGUCUGCAGCAGCCAAGAAGACCUCGUCCGCGAUCCCAACGGCGCAGUCUUCCAACCUGGCUCGCACCAACAGCGAAUCAGUCUCCAACCUGUCAGAGAGCGGUUCGGUCAAGAAAGGGGAACGGGAGCUCAAGAUGGGUGACCGGGUGUUGGUCGGCGGUACCAAGGCAGGAGUGGUGCGCUUUAUCGGCGACACGGAUUUUGCGAAAGGCGAGUGGUGUGGUGUGGAGCUGGACGAGCCCUUGGGGAAGAAUGACGGUGCAGUGGCGGGCACAAGGUACUUCCAGUGCCAGCCCAGGUACGGCCUAUUUGCACCGGUGCACAAAGUCACGCGCAUCGGGUUCCCCUCCACCACGCCGGCCAAGGCUACGGCUCGCAAGGCGGCCGUGACGCCAGGCGGCCUGAAGCGCAGCCCCAGCGCCUCCUCCAUCAGCACCAUGAGCUCCGUGACCUCCUCGGUCAGCACCAAGGCCAGCCGCACUGGCCUGCUGACAGAAACGUCGUCACGGUACAACCGCAAGAUCUCAGGCACCACGGCCCUGCAGGAGGCUCUAAAGGAGAAGCAGCAACACAUUGAGCAGCUCAUGGUGGAGCGGGACAUGGAGAAGGCCGAGGUGGCCAAAGCCACCAGCCACGCCAGUGAGAUGGAGCAGGAAAUCUCGCUGCUCAGGGAUGACCAAGAGCAGAUGGAGGCUAAGAUGGAUCAGUUACGUGCCUUGGUGGAGGCGGCUGACAAAGACAAAGUCGAGCUGCUCAAUCAACUCGAGGAGGAGCGGAGAAAAGUGGAAGACCUUCAGUUCCGCGUUGAGGAGGCGUGCAUUACGAAAGGUGACCUGGAGACGCAGACCAGGCUGGAGCAUGUCCACAGUAAGGAGCUUGAACAGAGUCUACACUUUGAAAAGACCAAAGCUGAGAAGCUUCAAAGAGAGUUAGAAGACACUAGGGUUGCCACCGUGUCGGAGAGAUCCCGUAUCAUGGAGCUGGAGCGGGACCUCUCGCUUCGCACCCGGGAGGUCGCCGACCUGCAACUCCGUCUGGGCUCCCGGCAGGCCUCCGACGACCCUGACGGCGGCGGCGUCUCUCCCCUAUUGGAGGAGAUCACGUCCCUGAGAGACCGUCUGGCCUCACUGGAAGCCGAACGGCAGGAGGAGCUAGCCAGGUUACGGGAGAAACUGGAGUCUCACGAGAAGGCGCACGGCGAGGCGACCGCCCAGCUCCAGGCCGCCGGCGUCAAGCUGUCCGGCGACAACGAGCAGCUUCGCAUGCGCCUGAGCCAGGCCGAGAAGGACAAUGCCGACGUGCUGGAGAAGCUGAAGCUGGAACACGAGCGAGCCCUGGAGGAAGCCGCCGCCGCCCGCAACAUGCAGAUUCACGAGCUGAAAGAGCGUCUGGCCUCCCUCGCCGAAGACAAGGAGCGCCUAGAUGACGCCGUGCGCGCCGGCGUUGACAAAGCUGAGAAUCAGCACCUGGUGGAGCUGGAGGACGUCCUCGGAAAGCUCCACGCGGCCGAGCUCAAGGUGAAGGAGCUGGAGGAGAUGGGAGCGCAGCUAGCGCGCCAGGCCCAGGACGAGAGAGAAACCAAAGAGACGGUGGCACAAAUGGUCCGAUGUUUGUGUCUUAGCCAAAGCAACCAGAAAGCACCACUGGAAGAUCUUCCAAAUCAAGGAAACCCACAGGCAACUGAGUUAGUUGGUGAACUGAGAUCACUGCUGGAAGGCAAAGAGAAUGAAAUCCUGUCACUCCAGCAAAGCUUAGCCAGUGAAAAAGAAGCUGUGGAGCAGCAGCUUGGAGGCCUGAAGCAACAGUUGGCUAUAAGCACAGAGGAGCAGACUAAAUCUGCAAAAACUAUGCAAGAAACCCUUGAGAGGUUCAGCAAAAAGGAAGAGCAGUGCACAACUCUUACCACAGAAUCAGAGUCUCUUAGGAGUCAGCUUAGUGGGCUGGAGAGGAAGCUGGCGGCUGCGGACGAGAAGGUGCGGCAGCUGGGCGAGGACAAGAGCAAACUGGAGAAAGACAUUUCGGACAUGAUGACGGCAUCCGGCGACAGUUCGUUGCAGCUGAGCAAAAUGAAUGAAGACCUUCGGCAGAAAGAAAGGAGGCUCGAGGAGUUGCAGAGUCAGUUGGUGGAACAGAAGAACGAGGUGGCCCUCUCCAAUGAGCAACGGGAGCAGGAUCUGUCGCGCAAAGACCAGGAACUGUGUGAGACGCGAGACAACCAUGCAGCUCAAAUGAAAUGUCUCCAGGAGAAGAUUGCGACAUUGGAGAUGAGUGUGCAGCAGAGUGCAAGCCAGGCCGAGGAUCUUAAGGACUCUCAGGCAAAGGCUCUCAACCAGGCCUCCGAGGUCCACGGCAAGGAGGUCCAAGGGCUGCGAGACAAACUGGACAAUCUGAAGAAGGAGCUCUCCUCCUCCAAGGACAGGAGCCAGGAGCUGGAAAAGAUGGUGUCUGAGCUGAAGACGUACAAGGAAAAGCUUCAGCAUCUUUCCGCUGAGCUCGACUCCUCCAAGCAUAAUGUUGAACACUUGUCCGCAAAACUGGAAGAGCAGACUGUAGCUCUGGAGCGCAAGUGUCAGGAUAGCGAGGAAGCUCGCGCUGACACGUGCAAAUUGGAAACGCAGCUCUCAGAGGCGCAGAGCAAGCUUUCUGCUCUCCGGGAUCUUUCCGUACAGAACGAGGACCUCCGGGUUACCGUAGAGAAGCUCUCAAAGGAGAGGGAUGAAUUACUCGACGGCAACAAGGGCUCAGAGGUAGAAAGAACGUCACUCAAGGACCAGUUGGAGAUUCUCAAAAAAGGUCUCCUGGAGGCGCAGGAUGAAAACACCACCCUGAAGAGCACAAAUAUCAAACAGCAGUCCGAUCUUGAGGAUCUCCGGAAACAAAACGAGGAGAAGAAUGCCACGCUGCACAAACAGAAGCAGGAUGCGCGGCGGGCUGAAAGUCACAACAAGCAGCUCCUGGAGGACUAUGAAAACAUCUGCAAAGAGCGCAGCAGGCUCGAGGAGGACCUCAACGAGAGCAGGUCUAAACUCGCGUGCGAGAACGACAAGCUCCUCUCGGAGUUGGAUGCGGCCAAAACCGGCAAGAAGUGUCUGGACGCCAAGAACGCAGAGUUGCAGGCCAAGCUGCAGUCUCUCAACUUGGAGAAAGAAGAUCUGACAAUGACAAACAAUCAGCUGCAGUCUCUCGUAGAAACGCUAAGCAAAGAGAAGGCCACCAUGUCCUCCGAAAUCAGCGCGGUCGCGUCGGACAAAAAGAACCUCGAGGCGUUGAAGGAGGAACUGCAGAAUAAGCUCAACCUCGCCAAGAAGGAGCUGGACAGCUCCGUCCGCGAAUGCGAAGACCUGAAGGCGUCUCGCCUCAGCCUGGUCCAGAUGCUGGAGGAGUCCAAGACCAGCAGCCAAGUGACGCAUUCCGAAAGGCUUCAUCUCCUGCAGGAGAAGGAGGACUUGCUCGCCUCACAGAGGAAAGUCUGUAAGGAGAAGGAGGAGCUGCUUAAAGAUAUUGAAGAGCUGAAAGAGAAGAUCAAAGAGUCUGCCCAGCAACUGACUCUGUCCAACCUAAAGCUGACCGAGAUGUCUGCAACUUUGGAACGAGAGAGGGAGACGUUUGGCACGCAGAAUUCCGAAAGCUCAGAGGCUCUGCAUGCUCUGAGGAAGGAGAAACUGACCCUCCACGCGGCGCUCGAGCAGCAGAAGACAAAUUACGAGCGUCUGGCUGGUGAGAAAGGCGAAAUAGAAGCAAAGCACUCCAAGGCCGCCGCUGACAUUAAGGACCUCUUGCAAGAGCGGGAGAAGCUUGUGAGUGACAUCCGAGCCACAAAGGAUCAAUUGGACAGCUCUUCCAGAACUCAGGGCGAUAUCGAUCAGGAGAAGUCUCGCUUAGAAGGGAUGCUGGAGGAAGUCACGUGCAAAACAAAUUCAGUCGUAGCCCAGUUGACGUCUUUGGAAAAAGAAAAGGCCCAGCUCGAGAGCGAACUGGGGAAACGUUCCUCCCAAAUCGAACUCCUGGAAAAGGCCAAUGCCGAUCUGGCUCGAGGACGCGGGGAGCUCAAAAUGCAUCUGGAGCAAUCCACCUUGGAAUUGAAAGGGCAAGUCGACAAACUCUCCAAACACACGGCGGAAUCGGAUGCUAAAAAGAAGAAGCUCCUCGAAGAGAUCCUGGAGCUAAAAAAACAGACGGAGUCGUUGUCCGAGGCCAAGCAGCAUCUGGAGGAACGGCUCGAGGCGGAAUCCAGUGAACGGACUCGGGCCGCUUGGCAAACGGAGGAGUUGCAGAACACCCUGUCCCGAGUUCGGCGGGACAACGACGACAUGUCCGCCCAACUUCAGAACGCAGACGAGCAGCAGAAGUCUUUAACGGCAGAAACCGACCUGGCAAAAGCAAAACUCAAGGAACAAGAGCUAGUGACCCGCCGCUUGUCUGAAGACAAGCGAGAGCUUUUAUCCAAAUUGGACGAGACCGACAAACGGGUGGCGGCACUGGAAACGGAGAAGGAGGCGCUCCUCGCUGGACGCAGUCGCUCUGAGCACAACGUGUCCCAGUGGCUUGUGGAAAAGUCACUGCUAAUUGGCCAGCUUGAGGACUUGCAGGAGGAUGUGAAGACCCUCCGAGUGGACACGGCCGCCACGGAGAAACGCCACCAAGAGGCUGUGGCCGAAGGAGAGCGGCUCCAGUCUCAACUUAAACAGGCCAUUGCUCAGCAGCUUGAGGCUUCCGAGGCUUCCGGCCAGACCGCCGAGGCCCUUGAGCAGCUGACCAAGGAGAGAGACGCUUUGCUCCAAGAUAAGUGUGAAGCUCAAGUUCAGCUGGAGAGUCUUCAUUCUUCCAAGCGAGAAAUGGAAACGCAGAUGGAUGAGCUCAAACAAGAGCAAUCAAAGUACCAGCAAGAGCUGAGCACCUCCAAAGAGCAACUUUAUGCCAAAAGCCAAAAGCUGGAGAGUCUCUCCCGGGAAACCGAGGAGCUCAAAGAAGCGGUGUCCGUUAAGUCACGCUCCCUGCAGUCGAUCCAAAACGAGAAGGACAAGCUGGCUCAGGAUGUCGAGAACAAUCACCAGGACCACAGUGAAUUUAGCAAGCUCAGGGACGAGCACUCAAAACUCCAAGCACAGUUGAAGGAGUUGAAGCAAAGCGAGAGCACUUUGAAGAAGAAGAUGGAGAAGGAGAAUGCCGAGUUCCAAAGGUCCGUUCGUAAAAACGGUGUCUUAGCCUCCGAGAAGGAUCAGCAGAUGGAGGCCCUAAAGAGCGAGCUGGCUGCCACGCGUGUGCAAAGUGCCUCAGCCCAAACCUUGCAGACCGCCAUCGCUGCCUUGGAGCAGGACAAGGCUCAGCUCAAGGAGCGAGUGAAAGAGCUGGAGCAAGAGCUUGCCGCCCCAUCAGGUGAUGUCGUUGUCAGCCAGCUGAGGGACACGGACACGCAGGCCGAGAACCAUCAGGCAGCGAUUGACUUCUUGAAUUCGGUCAUCGUUGACCUGCGGAAGAACAAUUUGGACCUCAAGGACCAGUUGGAGAAACUGGCCGCUGCCGCUCUCAACGGCAACAACGCCAGCGAGUUGGACGACGACGACGGGGAGGACAAGGAGAGCAGCAAGAAGAAGAAAAAGAAGAAGCCCCCUCCUCGACUAUUCUGCGACAUCUGCGACUGCUUCGACCGCCAUGACACGGAGGACUGCCCGGCGCAGGCGCAAACGCCCGACACGCCGCCGCACACCGCCUACCAUGGCAGCAAGGGCGCCGAGCGGCCCUACUGCGACAUUUGCGAGCUCUUCGGCCACUGGAGCCACGACUGCAAUGACGACCGAACCUUCUAAACGCGGCCCGCCUCGGGUUGUCCGUCCAUCGUGCAAAAAAAGCGACUUGAGGGCUAGAACGUGGCAUCCUUGUUUGCACAGCUUGUCACACUCGUGGCAAAAAAAAAACUCGGGAUAUAGGCCGACAUUUUUGCCUCAGCUUAAAACUGGCUAUAAGCUUUA
Syngnathus acus (greater pipefish) is the source of this 6770-nucleotide messenger RNA. RefSeq names its product CAP-GLY domain containing linker protein 1a (gene clip1a). Gene Ontology annotation, cellular component: cytoplasm; nucleus; microtubule plus-end. The transcript is spliced from 27 exons. Gene Ontology annotation, molecular function: microtubule plus-end binding. NCBI's taxonomy places the organism in Eukaryota, Metazoa, Chordata, Actinopteri, Syngnathiformes, Syngnathidae. The record is from RefSeq and is a predicted model, not a curated record. Bases 336 to 6608 code for a protein of 2090 amino acids. Gene Ontology annotation, biological process: cytoplasmic microtubule organization; positive regulation of microtubule polymerization.